Molecule: messenger RNA, 6416 nt
Organism: Drosophila ficusphila
Lineage: Eukaryota; Metazoa; Arthropoda; Insecta; Diptera; Drosophilidae
Gene: smash
Exons: 16
Coding region: 751-5487 (1578 amino acids)
Biological process (GO): regulation of focal adhesion assembly; positive regulation of stress fiber assembly
Cellular component (GO): stress fiber
Molecular function (GO): myosin II head/neck binding
Source: RefSeq, a predicted model, not a curated record
ACGAACCAGACGUGCGCACGGGAGACAAAUUCAAAAUAACUACGCGUGUUGAAGCAAACUGAGCUAGACAAUUACCGAAACAAGUCGCCACCAGAACAGCAAAAUGUUAAAAUUUACGGAACUGGACACACUGCUGUUAAUGCCAAACUAAUUUGAUUAAAAUUGAAUAUUUCACAAUUAAUAAAAUUUAAAUUGUGUACCGCAGACUCGAUCGGAUCUCCAAACAACAACAUUUAUACUUCGCAGUGCCCGUUUUAUAAUAUGAAUGCCUACUUUUAUUUUCGCCAAAGACGACUGGAGUCCAAGCAAAAUUUAAAUUGAAAAAAACUGCAUUUGCAGCGAGCCGAAUUUGGCUGGUUUAAAUGUGGCCACCAAAAAUUCGAGGAAGAAAAGUAGAACUACAUUGAGUGAUUUGUACAAAGAAAUCUUCCACCAAUAUCCCACUCGGACAAGAUAUUAAAAGAUCUUGUUCUAAACAGUGACAAUAACUAAAGGAGACCAAAUCGCUAAUGAAAUUGGACACCUCCCAGGCCCCCGCCCGAGGUGCGUGGGUGGUGGCGCGCCGCCUUUGAACCGAGUUGCCGGAGCCAUGGUGAGCCAGUGACCGGAGGCCACGAAACCCGCGUAGGAGUGAGCUGCCAUGUGAGCAGAGCCCAAUCGGCACUCGAGACACUCAACGGAUAGAAAAUCCACGGAGAAACGCAGAGCCCAGUUCGUCCAGGAACAGGCUGCAGAACCAUUUAGCCAGGAAUGGAGGCCACCGAACAGGACGCCAUGCAGGAGGGCUGCGAGGACCUCAUGUCCACAUCGACGUCGUCCACGAACGGCGGGGACCCAAACGGUUGCGCCAAAAAAUUGACCGUAACCUCGCCGGAUCCCACAUCGUACGUGACCAAGCAGCGAGUGACGCGGCCCACGCCCCCUGCUCCCUCAAAGAAUCCGAUGCAGUUCGUCCAGAUCAAGCCCUGCAACCUCUACCAGACCGCGCAGGAGCAGCUGAAGAAGGCCGAGGAGGUCAAGAAGCUGAAGGAGGUGAAGAAGGAGGAGCCCGAGGAGUGGCAGAACAACCUUGACAAUUGGAAAUCAUCAAGGCGAAAACGUGUCGAGCACAUCAUCGAUCGAGCGGUGGAGACGAAGAAGCUCGAGCUGGAGGAGCACGAGCGCAUGCGGCGGAAGUCGAAAACAUUCACCGAAAUGAUGGAGGAGAGGGCUGAAAGGGGCGGACCUCGGGGGCGUGCCAAGCUGGCUUCUCUGGCCGUGUACAACGAGGACGAGACGAACGAUCUGAGCGACCUGGGAAUCGGGACCAGCAGCGCCAGCGGCAAGAGCAGCCUGUCCGAGGACUACGACAAUAACAGUGUAAUGAGCGACCAUGCCGCCGAGCUGGACAAAGCGAUGGGCGCAGCCGCUGCUGGAGCUGCUGGAGGAAUCGCUAGGAACGUGGACGAGCAGCAGAACCACAUCAUCCGCAGCGGCAGCAACGGGAAUCACGGAAACCACGGCAACGGAGUGGCCGCUGGCCAGGCGAGCGCCUCGAAUCCCGGAAAGACGGUGGGCAGGGAGUACAUCUCCUCGCCGGGAUACGACACGUCCUCCAGCACGGCGCCGGCCAGUUCUCCGGACCCGUGCGAGUACACCUACGAGGGAGCCAUCCAGGACUACAAGCAGAGGGUCCAGCGGGCCAGCAGCAACGGCAACGCGAACAGCAACGGAAACGGAAACGCCAGCAGCAACGGCAAGGCGGUGGGAGAACCGAUCGCCUAUCCCACCAGACGGGGAUCCAAGAUCGAGGACCGCCUGAGCGGGUUCGAGGUGACCUCGCCCAGCGACACCCAGGAGGGCGUGGAGAAGCAAAAGGUGGACGUGCCCAAGGUGGACAUCUCGAAGCGCAAGGAGAUCUUCGAGCAGGCCAGGAACGAGCAGCCGGUCUUCGUGGGAGCCGCUCCUGCUGCCCCUAAGCUGGUGCUCCGCGAUCGCCUGACCAACGGCAACGCGGCGCCCGCCGUCCCCAAGUCGGAUGGAAGGCGCCUCUCCGGCGACAUCUCCAGCAUCCGGGACCGCAUGCAGAGUCUGGAGCAGCAGCGCAAGGCCUUCAACUCCAGCAAGAGCGUGGACGUGCCGGUGCCGCCACUCAAGCAGCGGCUGAACAGCCUGCAGCAGUCCGUGACCAAAGAGGAGCAGCGCAAGCCCCCGCUGGUGGCCCUCAUCGACGCCAGGCAGCUGGAGAUCAUGCGCGGCGAGGAGGAGCGGAUGCGCCAGCAGCAGCAGCACCAACAGCAGCAACAGAAACAGCAGCAGCGGGAGCGGGAGCCAGUGCACCAGCAGAAGGCACCACCAGCCUUGAUCGUAGAGGAGCCACCGGUGGCGGCCACCAACGACGACAGCGGCAUCCAGGAGGACACCGCCGACGAGCUGCAGCAGCAGCAGCAGCAGCUGAACGCGGCCAUCGCCGCCUUGGCCCUCGAGGAGCGGCAGCUGGAGGAGGCGGCCAACGCGGUCAACCAGAUCGAGGCGGAGUUCGACGAGCUGACCGACCUGAAUCCCUCGCCUCUUCCGCCUUCACCAGCCCAUCCCUCCGUGCAACAGACUCCACCAGCAGCAGCGGUCGCAUCGACACCAGUUGCAUCGCAGGCAGCCAACCAGUCGGCCAACCAGGCGGCUGCUCCUCCGUUGCGGGACAUGGAAUUUAGUAUCAACGAAGCUCUUGAACUGGCGCUGCAGGCCAUCGAUCGCGAGGCGACCACCAAGCCGAUGGACAAGGCGCAACAUCCGCAGAAGCAGGAGGAGGAGGAGGAGGAGGAAGAGGAGCAGCAGGAGGAGUUGGUGGCCACGCCGGAGGAGGGGGAGCCAACUCGGGAGGAGCCGGGGCAGCCGGGGGAGGAGUCUCCUGAGCAGGGGGAGCCACGCGGCGAGGGAGGGGAAAUGCCAAAUAAGACCGACGAGCAGAAGCAGGGGGAGCGGGAGCCCAUCUACGAGAAUGUCAGCUCGACCAUAUCUAUGCACGAAGUAGAUAAUGAACAGAUAGCAGCGAUGACGAUAACCACACAGACGCAGGCGACGCGGAGGAGUCACCGGAGGAGCAUUCCAAGCAAACAGACCAGCAACAACAACAACGAGAGCAAUCAGAGCCCCAAUCAAACAGCCAAAAGUAGCAGCAGCAGCAAUCAAAAGGAGAGCAGCGUGGCAGCAGCAUCAGCAGCACCACCGGCCACCUCGGGGGAUCCGGAGCCCUACUACCAGGUGCCCAAGGCCACGGAGCCCUACUACGACGCCCCCAAGCACCUGCGACCCGUGCCCGUGUACGAGAACAUCGAGAUCUUCUACUCGGGCCUGGAGAUCGGCCAGGGAGCGGGAGCCGCCCCGCUGGGGGUGAUGGAGCCGCCCAAGGAGAAGCCCCCGCCGCCGCCCACCGAGAGCCCGCCGCCGAUCCCCACGGAGGUGGGUCAGGACGACGAGCUGGACGGACUGGGCAGCAGCCUGGGCCACCACACCGACACCUGGUCCUCGGACAACACCUACGAGACCAUCUCGAACGGCACGAGGCGGCACCUGCAGGGCCAGCUGGAGCCCGCCCAGCCGUCGCCGCCCAUCAAGCGGAUGAACUCCACCAAGCGCAUCAAGAAGGAGCUGCGCAACAAGCGCUCCAGCUUCCUGGGCAUCGAGACCGACGGCGACCUGGACGACAUGGAGACCUACCUGGAGCUCACGGUGGCCCCGCCGCCGGACAUGGCCCAGCUGCUGCAGGAGGAGCGCCGGCUGGAGAAGCAGCUCUACAUCAAGGCGGGACUCUGCGACAGUUCCGACACAGGCGAAAGCCGCGAUUCCGGAGUUUCCGAGAACCAUUCCCGUCAGAGCAGCGAGCACUACACGAACUCCUCUGAGGAGAACGACACCCAGUCGGAGGCCACGCCCCCGCCGCUGCCACCGCCCCCGGCGAGCAGCCAGCUGGUCAGCGAGGUGAUCUACCAGAACGAAGGCCUCCUGGCCGCGCAGACGCCCCUGCUCCAGACGGUCAAGGGCAACUCGGCCGAGUCCUGGACGGAGUCGGCGACGGCGGCAGCGGCGGCCACCCAGUCGCUGAGCGAGGCCACGGCGACCGCCAACGCCAAGAUGCAGUCCAUCGAGGACAAGAUCCGGGAGCAAGGCGAGGUGUUGCGGGUGGAGCGCGAGCUGCUGCACUUUUCGCAGGAGGAACUGAAGCGGCAGCGGGAGAACCUGCUGCUGCGCGAGAACCUGGCGCGUCGGGAGCUGCAGCACGGAGCCAAGAUGCUGAUGGCGAACAACAGGCGCUCGCUGCAGGACCUGCACCACGGCAUCGGCAUCGGAAACGGGAUGCUGAGCGCCUUCCAGCCGCCGCAGCCGCAGCACCUCCAGGCGCCAGUGGCACCGCCACAUCCGCAGCAGAUCUACGCCAACGUGCCGCAGCAGCAGCAGCAGCAGGCGGCGCUGUACGCCUACCACCAGAUGGACACGGACUACCGCAAGUCCAUGUCGGACCUGAACGAGUUCUCCGGCCGCCUCAUGCUGCCGCCGACGCCGCCCACCAAGCCCCUGCGGGCGAUGCAGCUGGCCGCCAACGGUCACGGCCUGGAGCCGGACUACGCGGUCAGCACCCGGCAGCGCCAGCCGUCGGCUCCGUACGGCGGAUCCCUGGUGAAGAUCGCCGGGGCACCUCUGCCGGCACGGCCACCGGGCGGCCAAGGGUAUCCCGUUCCGACGGCGGCCGCCUACCACCACCAGUCGGCCCAGAACCUGAGCAACAUGUCCCGGAACACCUUGCUGGCCCUGAGCGCCACGCCCAAGCCCAAGUACACGGACGGGUGGGUGCAGGUGCAGCAGCGGAAGAGCUUCGACAGCCACCAGGCCAGCGACCCCGCGUGGCUCGCCGCCCAGCAGCAGAAGCGCAAGUCGAUGCCGGACUACGGCGGAGCGCUCUAUAACAACAACCACUGGCUGCUGCAGGAGGCGGAGCAGCGCCGCAUCGAGCAGCUCGCCAGCCGGCGGUCGGUGCCGGCCAGCAAGUCCGCGGGCAAGCCGCUGCCCGACUCCAUCAUCCAGACGCUGACGGAACGGGUCCAGAGCAAGGGCAUCGGCGAGCGGAAACGCUUCGAUGGCAACGGCAACUACAGCCAGCUGAACGGCAACAGCAACGUCUACCAGCAGCAGCAGCAGCAGCAGAAGAGCAGCACCGCGAACGGCAGCAACAUGAACAACAUGGGCAUCAACGGCGGCGGCAACCAGGAGAAGGUGCUCAGCGUCAGCGGCAAGAAGAAGUGCUCCCACUGCGGCGACGAACUAGGUCGCGGCGCUGCCAUGAUCAUUGAGUCCCUGCUGCUGUUCUACCACAUCAACUGCUUCAAGUGCUGCGUGUGCCACGUCCAGUUGGGAGAUGGCCUCAACGGCACCGACGUCCGGGUGCGGAACCACAAGCUGCAUUGCCAGAACUGCUACUCCAGCGACGACGGCAUCAAGUUCAGCUGCGUCUAACUGGGUCCUCUAACUGGAUCCGAGGCCGAAACGGGGAUUGUUGUUGUUCUUGUUGCUAUUGCAGCAUUGAUUGUUGUUGUUGUACUAGUAAUACGUAGAUACUAACUACCGACGUAAUCCGUGUGUUCAGAUAUGCAUAUACACUACAUAUAUCCAUGUUACGAGCAAAGUCAAAUACAAAACGUUUCAGACUAGUGUUAAUCGCUUCUAUAUAAGUACGAAGUUUUUGAGUGUCUGCAUUGCUUUUUGACUAAGAUUUUAACUUUUUAUAUACGAUAUUCUACAUGUUUAAAAAUCCGACGUUAUACAUAAAUAUGUUUAAAAAGCCAAGCUCUCUAAAGUUUUACGCCAAGUCAAAGUAAAGUUGCAAAACGCGAUCAAAAUGUGUGUUAAAACUUAUUGGAACACGAAAUUAACGCAAAUUAAGGAAAAAAUUCUUUGAACAUUGUUAAAAUUUUGAAAUUGUAUAUUGCGCGCAUCGAUAUAUCUACAGACAUAUAAAAAUUGUACAUUAAAUAGACGUUUUUCUUUUCGAGUCCGAGAAUUCGGUUACUUCUGAACCUAAAGUUUCAGUGUUCUAUCUAUCCUACACGCCCAGCCCACACAAAAUACCUAACGACGUAUCCAAUGUACCUAAACUAUAUACAAACACCCAUCCGAAAGCAACACACUAACAUAAGUACAUAAUAUUAUAUACUUACAUAUUACAUGAUGUGCAUAUAACGUGAAAGAUUUUAUUUCUAAUUGUCGUUAUUCUUAUUUAUUUAUCUAAGCAUACAAAUCAAAAACUUGUAUAUUCCAUACACUUCUUGAAUUUUAUGAUUAACUUUUAAACUUGAUCAGUAUAUGAAUAAUUUUUCUGUAUAAAUACAUCAAAGAAUCUAUUUGAAUUUCGCUUAGUUUUAUAAUAAAGUAUUUCAAAGAUGAAA